UCGGCAAGAUGUCGGCCAAACAAAUUCUGUUGGCAUCUUUGAUAUUGGAGCAACAUUGUGGCGAUAUAGUAGCGAGAAUUGGCAAGAAUAUUUUGAAUAAAGGAUUUACAACUCUAUCAAGUAUUGCACUGGAUACGGGAUUUUCAAAAAAUAAGAUCAGAAAAGCUCUUUGCCAGUUAAUUCAACAUAAUUUGGUGAAAUGUCAAAAGAAUCAAAGAGGUUUCAUCACAUACACUGGACAACUUUCAAACAUUUUUGCCAUCAUGUAUUAUCCACGAUUUAUACAAAAGGCAAAAAUGUUAUUUGGUGAUGUGGCAGAGCUGAUUGUCGAGCAACUUCUGUUACAUGGUUGGAUGACAAUGACAUCAGUUGUUACUCGUGUUACACAACGGUUACAUGAUCCUCAGGCUGAAGCAUCAGUUGCCAUAAACGAAUAUCAGGUUUCUGAACAGUUCGCCAACAUGGCUAGCAUGCAUUUGCUUCAACAUUCAACUCUAGAAAGCAUUGAUCCCAGCAAGGCUCCUCCAAAUGAGAGUGAAAAAUAUCAGUUGCCGAGAGCAUACACACCCACAGUGUCGGCAUCACAUAGAAGAAAGGCUUCCUUUAACAACGACAAAAUUUCGAUCGAUUUUCAGGACUCUGACAUCUUUUGGCAAGUUAAUAUUCAACAGUUCAACGUCCACCUGGUCGAUGAGAUAAUUGUCGAUGGUACGAGAAACUGUAUAGACGAGAUUGCCUCGAAAGUUAUGGACGUGAUGUGCAAAAUGACCAAUGUGGACAGGUCAUGUUUUUCUGAUAAAACGAAACGUCUCGGUUUCUACGAAAUAGCCGAGAAUUUAUCACAUCAAGAAAUGAGCGAAGGUGAUCUUCUAAGUUGGCUUAGUAUCCUCGAACAAGAAAAGGGAGGUUUUGUGACAAAGCAAUCCGACAGUUCCGGAGGAUUGUAUGCUAUCAACAUAAAAAAUAUACUACACGCUCUCUCUCUUGCCUGCAUCGAGUCCAUUAUUAAAGAGAAUUUAGGAGCAAAGUCGUUUCGAAUCUUCAACUGUCUAAGAAUGAAGGGAUAUUUAGAGCAGCAACAGAGGUGUUUUAUUGGCUAUUGUGUAUUGACGUACAAAACAGACAAAAAUCCGAUCGAGGAUUUUUGUAUGAUUCCAUCGAAAGAAGCUAAAGAGCUUGUGUACAAGUUGGUGGAGGAAAAUUUCGUCAAUUUAUUGGAGGUUCCUCGCAGUGCUGACUACGCUCCUUCAAGAACGCUGUAUUUAUUUGGUGUUAAUGUGCCGCAAGUUUGUCGAAUGUUAUUGGAUAAAAUUUAUACGAUUUUAGCGAACAUUAAGAUACGUCAGUGUGAGGAAAGUAAGCAGGAAACGCGAUUGUUGGAAAAAUCGGAAAGAUUGGAAGGAACGAUAUCAUCGUUACAGAGUCAGGGUUUUGACGAGGAUUCGCAGGCUGUGAAAGACAUCAGAGAAAUGAUGACUGACUACGAGAAGGAAAGAUUAGUGCGACUUGAGAAUAUCGUUAAAAAAUGCGAUCAUGGCGAAAUGCAGGUUACAGAAACUCUUUUUGUAUUUUCACAAUUUGUUAUUUUGACGUGAUAUCAAGGUGGCUGAAUUCCGUGACAACGUCUUCCGCUGAACGAUCUAUUGAUUGUCAUAAAAUUUCUUUGAUCUGCUAGUGUGAUCUUUAACCGUUUGUAAAAGGGAAUUUAAAUCGUCCCUCUAUAAUAAUAUUAACGUAGGGCCCAUUUCAUAUCUCAUAUUUUACAUACGCCAAAAACAUUGAAGACAAAAGAAAAUCAGAUGAAAUUCUUCAUUAUGUUUUGUUUAAAUUUCAAUCGGCUUAUGUAAUAGGCGACGUUGAAAACAAAACAUGUCUGAUAAUCGUAAAACAGUGUUCCUGUUUUUUAAUAAAGUUGUAAUACUAACAAAAUAAAAAUUACACAAUUGCUUUGAGCGAAAAAUUCCCAA
Xenia sp. Carnegie-2017 is the source of this 1967-nucleotide messenger RNA. RefSeq names its product DNA-directed RNA polymerase III subunit RPC3-like. Bases 9 to 1595 code for a protein of 528 amino acids. NCBI's taxonomy places the organism in Eukaryota, Metazoa, Cnidaria, Anthozoa, Malacalcyonacea, Xeniidae. Gene Ontology annotation, molecular function: single-stranded DNA binding. The record is from RefSeq and is a predicted model, not a curated record. The transcript has 16 exons. Gene Ontology annotation, cellular component: RNA polymerase III complex. Gene Ontology annotation, biological process: DNA-templated transcription.